This is a messenger RNA of Cheilinus undulatus (humphead wrasse), 2263 nucleotides long. It is a transcript of the gene polb, whose product is annotated as polymerase (DNA directed), beta. The coding region runs from base 124 to 1134 and encodes 336 amino acids. Gene Ontology annotation, molecular function: DNA binding; DNA-directed DNA polymerase activity. NCBI's taxonomy places the organism in Eukaryota, Metazoa, Chordata, Actinopteri, Labriformes, Labridae. The transcript is spliced from 14 exons. Gene Ontology annotation, cellular component: nucleus. Gene Ontology annotation, biological process: double-strand break repair via nonhomologous end joining. The record is from RefSeq and is a predicted model, not a curated record.
GUUCAGCUUUGGCUAGCUACUCUGCUAGUUAGCAGCUAGCGAAGAUUUGAAUGAAACUUUAAGGUUCGGUCGUGCUUAAAGGGUCAAAUUCUCACUGACAUUAGAAAACUUGUUAAAUCAACAAUGAGCAAGAGAAAGGCGCCACAGGAAUCUCUAAACGAGGGAAUAACAGACUUUCUUGUCGAGCUGGCCAAUUACGAGAAAAAUGUCAACAGGGCAAUUCAUAAGUACAACGCUUACAGGAAAGCAGCAUCUACCAUUGCCAAAUACCCCACCAAAAUCAAAAGCGGAGAAGAGGCCAAGAAACUGGAAGGUGUUGGAGCUAAAAUAGCAGAAAAGAUUGAUGAGUUUCUACAAACAGGCAAACUACGAAAACUAGAAAAGAUUCGAAGUGAUGACACAAGCUCUUCCAUUAACUUCCUCACAAGGGUCACUGGAAUUGGCCCUGCUGCUGCAAGGAAGUUUUUUGAAGAAGGAGUGAAGACUUUAGAAGAUCUGAAAAAGAUUGAACAUAAACUAAAUCAUCAUCAACAGAUUGGACUCAGGUACUUUGAGGAAUUUGAGAAAAGGAUCCCUCGAGCUGAAAUGGAAAAGAUGGAGGCAUUGAUUCUAGAAGAGCUGGAGAAAAUUGAUCCAGAAUAUAUUGGAACGAUCUGUGGAAGCUACAGGAGAGGUGCUGCAUCAAGUGGUGAUAUUGAUAUUUUGCUGACUCACCCAAACUACACCUCUGAGACUGAGAAACAGCCUAAGCUCCUCCACAGAGUGGUCGACCACUUGGAGUCCAUUGAGUUUGUGACCGACACACUGUCUAAAGGAGACACUAAGUUCAUGGGAGUCUGCCAGCUGCAGCAGAGUGAUGAGGACGAAGAAGAAUACCUUCACAGGCGUAUUGAUAUCAGGUUAAUUCCCAAGGACCAGUACUACUGUGGGGUUCUGUAUUUCACUGGAAGUGAUAUCUUCAAUAAAAACAUGAGAGCUCAUGCUCUGGAGAAGGGCUUUACUCUCAAUGAGUACACCAUUCGACCACUCGGCGUCACUGGUGUGGCAGGGGAGCCUUUGCCUGUGGAUAGCGAGAGAGACAUCUUUGAAUACAUCCACUAUAAAUACAGGGAGCCAAAGGACCGCAGCGAGUGAUUCAAAUUACAGCUUACACUUUUUCAAUCCCUUUGUCUUUGAAGCUACAAACAAGAUGGAAUGCAAGUUUAACAAAUGUGUGUUAAUGCUUCACUCUUUUAAUCGCCAUGAAAGUAUGCUAUUGAAAAAAAAGAACUGUGAAAGUCAUUUUAAUCCUUGGUACUGGGCAGAAAAAAACUUUUCAUAUGGUUGUUAAAAUAAGAUUUUACUUUGAAUGUCAAUCUCUAUCAGUCAGGUAUCUGUUUUAAGGCCUUUUGUCUCAUUUUUAAAGUUGUAAAUCAUGUUGUACACUGAUUUAUUUUAUUCAACACUUUGACUUUUAACUCUACAUAUACCAUAAAGGAUUCUUGCAUAGCUAAUGAUAAAUUAUAUUAAACUAGAAAGGCUUCAGAUACAGUUGUUGCUCUUCAUAAAGAAUAGUGAUCAUCACUAUCAUCACAGCAUUUAAACACUGGUGCCAUUAAGACUUAGCCUUAGACAAGUCAUGCAAGGAUGCAAGGAAAAACUUGUUAGACUAUAAAACAGUAUCACUGAAAUAUCUUGUAUUUAAUUUUGUUGUUUUUUUCACUGCUGAAGUUAAAGAAUGUGUUCAAAUUUUGCUAAAAUAGAAAAAGUAGGAACACUGAUACAAAAUGUGUUUUUUGUUGGUUAUUUGAUUAUAGACAAGUAUUUGGCAUGGGGUCUUUUUUUAAUGCGGAUAUUCAUUCACCGUGGUUAUUGAUUGAAUGGAGCUGAUUUGGUGUGAAUCUAUUAAGAACUAUAACAUUUGUUAGCUCAGAGCAUUACUCAAAUAUGUCAGAAAUGUAGUAAUUGGGAGAUAAAGCUAUAAAGUACCAAGGUAACUGAAAACCUGCUAAAGUGUGCCUUGGUCAAGAACUUUUGCUUUAAUAAAAUGCCUACAGUUUGGCCCAAUUUAAAGCCAUAAUCUGAAACAUAGGUUCUUCUCCAUUCUGUAGCAGGAUAUCAGUUACUUGGCUACUUUAUCACUUUAUCCACAACUUUCAAAUUCAAGAUCGAUUGUAAAUAAUUUAAAACAUUUAGGGUAUUUUUUUUUUUUUUUACCAAAAACAAGGAUCAAAUAAUCUUAGGGAGUUCCUAAGCUGUUACAUUUUUGGUGUAUGAGUGAAAU